UGCCCCGGCGCCGCCAUCUUGUUUACCGUUACCACAGCAACGCCCGCCAUCUUGUUUACCGUUACCACAGCAACGCCCGCCAUCUUGCUCGGCGCCUCCACCAUCAGCCCGCCCGGGCCGUGCGGGGCCAUGGCGAGCGCGGGGCGGCUGCACGACCUGGACCUCAGCGCCGAGGAAGCUGAGCGCCUCCGACGCGCCUUCCGCGACGAGAAGUUCCGCGCGCUGUUCGCCGAGUACGCGGCGGAGCUCACCGACCCGGAGCAGCGCCGGCUGUACGAGGAGGAGGUGGCGGCGCUGGAGCGGGAGCGCGGCGUGGAGGUGCGCUUCGUGCACCCCUCGCCGGGCUUCGUGCUGCGGACCAGCCAGGAGGGCUCCCGCCGCUGCUACAUCAACGUGUGCAGCAACGCGAUGCUGGCGGAGCCGCGGGCCCACGCCGAGCGCGGCGGGCAGCGCUGGGCCCUGCCCUACAGCCUGGCGCCGGGCCGCGAGGAGCUGCGCCGCGCCGGCCGCCGCCGCCUGCUCUACGACGUGGUGUUCCACCCGGCCGCGCUGCGCCUGGCCGCCCGCAGCGCCCCGUUCCGCCGCCUGCUCUGCGACACGGCCCUGGACGCCGUGGAGCGGCACUGCGGGGUGCGGCUGGACCGCGCCAACGCCGCCGUGCUGCGGGGGACCCGCUACAAGGGCGUCCCGCAGGCGCCCGUCAUCCGCUCCCCGCUGCCCGGCGGCGCCACGAAGCCGCCCGACGGCGGGGACUCCCCGCUGCCGCCCUUCCCCUACCCCGCCCCGCCGCCGGCCGACAACGGGGGCUUGCCGCCGCCGCCGCCGCCUCCCUUCCCCGCCACGCCCGCCGCCGGAGCCUCCCCGCCCGCCGGCCCCACCACGCCGCGCUGGAGCAUCCGCCACCGCUCCUACGUGGACCUGCAGGACUACCGGCACAGCCGCGACUCGGCGCCCAGCCCGGUGCCGCGGGAGCUGGUGGUGACAGUGGAGCUGCCGCUGCUGCGCUCGGCGGCGCAGGCGGAGCUGGAGAUCCGCGGGCGGGAGCUCAGGCUCGACUCGGUCCGUCCCGCCUACCGCCUGCGCCUGCGCCUGCCCUACGCCGUGGACGAGAGCGGCGGCCGGGCCGCCUUCAACCGGGCCCAGCGGCAGCUGCAGGUCACGCUGCCCGUAGUGCCGCCGGCCCCCGACGGGCAGCGGCGGGAAGGGGCCGAGCCCGCGGCGCAGGGGCCGGGCGAGCCGCUAGGCGAGCCGCCGGAGGCUGGGCCGGGCGGCGGGGCCGCUCCUCCCCCGGGCCCCGAACCACCCACUGAACCGCCCGCUGAACCCCCCUCUGGACCACCCCCUGAACCACCCGCUGACCCACCCGCUGAAUCACCCGCUGAGCCCCCCAACCCACCACCACGCUCCGGCGCCGCUCCCCCCAUGGCCAGCCCCGAGCCGGCCGUGCCCGCCGAGGACGCCCCUCCGAGCCCCCCGCCGUCCGCAGAGCACAGCCCCACCGGGAUGGGCGCCACGUGCCCUCCCUUCCAGGCCCGGCAGGACGAGACGUCCCUCACCCUGCUCCUGAGAGUGCCCGGCAUCCAUCCCCAGAGCCUCUGCGGGGACGUGGGCACCCACCACUACAGCCUGCGCUUCUCCACUGACAGCGGCGCCUUUGCCCUGUUCCUGCAGUUCCCUCCCGCGAACAAGCUGCUGUCCCCCGAGACCGGAGUCAGCGUCUCUGCUCACAACGUGGUUGUGGAGCUGGCCAAGGCCCCCGACAGCGCCGGGCCCUGGGAGAAGUUCAGCUUCGGCCUCGACCCCUCCGCUCUGCAGGAAAGAUUGUUUGUCACUGAAGAGAACGUUGAUGGAUUUCUAGGCACUGCUUUAUGCCCUUCUUCUUGCUCCCAAUCAGCACUGGAAAGCCAGCCAUUAAUUGAAGUGCUGGAUGUUUCUGAGGACAGAAUUCAAAUCAGGGUGGAGCCACAGGAACGUGAUGGAGAAGGAACACUUGGCAGCUCAGGGGGAGACCUUGCUGGAAAGACCAACGCUGACUACCCUGAAACAAAGGCAGAAACAAACUGCCCUGCAGCUGAUGGAGAAUGUGCUGCAGGAACCAACACGGCUCCCACAGCUGAAACAAUAGGAAAAGUAGGUUGUAGUUCACACCAUUGUUUGGAGCAUGAACCUCCUGACACCAGUUCAGCGAUUGCUGGUGAAUCCGGGAGAAAGGAACCAGAUUUAGAAAGCGCUGCCGCAGCAGGCGACACGGCCACGGCCCCGGGCUCUGCAAAACAAGGAGAACUUCUGCCAGGGGGGCAGGAGGCAGUGGAAGGGCACGAGGAGGCUGAACCCCCAGGGCUGGACAGCAGGGCAGCCUCCCCACUCCUACGAGAAGUGAACCUUCAGGACGGGAGCAUGCGGGUCCUCAGGGAUCACGUCACGCGCUGCCCCGUCGUGUUUCAGAAUUCCUUGCUGUAUGAGUUGGAUUAGUUUAAUGGGUUUAGGAUUUCCUUCUCUUGUUUGAUGCUUACUGUGACUUCCACGUGCUGGUGGGUGACUUCGGGGCUCGGAGGUCCCCACUGGAACUGUUUCAGCAUCAAAACCUUACGUUGUUGCAAUUUUUUUGCAGUUAAUAGAUCUGUUUUCUAAUCACACGUAUGGGCUGAAGUAGUUUUAUUACAAGAAAGAUGCAGUUGGAAGUGAAUCUGAGCUCCUGGAAGAAAAUGUAUCUUCGUUGUUUACAUAACUUUUUUAUUCUCCUACCAGAUUUCAGGGAUUAUUUGUAUAUAUCCUUGGUCUAAUGGCUCCCUGGGGAAUUGAGCAGUAUUCAUCAUUUUUCAAACCUUUCAUUUUGUGAUAACUGCAGGAUUAGACUCGCAGUGAUUUUUAGCAAUCAAAUGAAAUUUCUAAUUACCCGGAGAAGUUCUAAUUAGUCUCCUAGAAAUAAUCAACAUCUACACCCUGUAUUCCAUCCUAGUGCAGUGCUUUGCAGCACCCAGACAUCCCCCAGCUGAACAAAUUCCAUUGCACAGUAACAACAUCCUCUGGGUGCACGUGUGCUGUGAAGUAUUUACAGUUUGGGAGACGGAUUCACUUAAUCCAGAUUUAUUUUCACAGUUUCCCUCAAGUUUCCACGUGCUCGUUGCUGGUUCACCUCUCUGAAGUGCCAUAACCAAAAGAACACAUCUAAUAAUAAACUUCCAGUUCCCUUUC
Molecule: messenger RNA, 3195 nt
Organism: Neopelma chrysocephalum (saffron-crested tyrant-manakin)
Lineage: Eukaryota; Metazoa; Chordata; Aves; Passeriformes; Pipridae
Gene: DNAAF2
Product: dynein axonemal assembly factor 2
Exons: 4
Coding region: 130-2472 (780 amino acids)
Biological process (GO): axonemal dynein complex assembly
Cellular component (GO): cytoplasm
Source: RefSeq, a predicted model, not a curated record